This is a messenger RNA of Cordyceps militaris CM01, 1341 nucleotides long. Its product is annotated as diacylglycerol O-acyltransferase 2A. The coding region runs from base 1 to 1341 and encodes 446 amino acids. Gene Ontology annotation, biological process: triglyceride biosynthetic process. Gene Ontology annotation, molecular function: diacylglycerol O-acyltransferase activity. The transcript is spliced from 3 exons. NCBI's taxonomy places the organism in Eukaryota, Fungi, Ascomycota, Sordariomycetes, Hypocreales, Cordycipitaceae. Gene Ontology annotation, cellular component: endoplasmic reticulum membrane. The record is from RefSeq and is a predicted model, not a curated record.
AUGGCGAGCGCAUUAAUGGGCUUGCCCCCGAGCGACGCAACAGAAGGCUUUGAGAAGGUUCAAACUGUGCCUAAACUAGAUACCAAGGAUGUGUCGGUUGAUGAAGCCGCUGCAUCCUUUGUUUUCCGCCAAAGUGCAACACAGAUAAAUGGUCCGGCGAAUGAUACCAGCGAACCUACUACGAAACGCGGUUCGAAAUCGUACGUGGAUGCCGCGACUUUGGUUUUGAAUGGUAUCGGAUCGACUAGGACGAAAUAUCCCGCUCUUAGAAGCGAAAGGUCUCUCAGUAACAGCGAGGCGAAUGCCUGGAAGGCUGGUGGCAUCCGUUUCGCACCUCUCCGAGUGCCCUUGCGCCGGCGUCUGCAAACCGGGGCAGUGCUCUUCCACUGCAUGUCCAUUGUCGUCUUGGUCUCCAUGUUCUGGUUUACUUGCGCCAAUCCUCUCAUGUGGCCAAUAUUGAUACCGUAUCUGUUGCACCUUACCUUUUCCACAGCCGCUGUUGAUGGUAAACUGGCUUAUCGCUCAGAGUAUCUGCGUUCGUUGCCAUUGUGGAAGCUGUUUGCCGGUUACUUCCCUAUUCGCCUGCACAAGACCUUUGAUCUCGACCCAAAGAGGCGAUUCAUCCUCGGCUAUCACCCACACGGUAUCAUUUCUCAUGGUGCUUGGUGUUCCUUCGCGACAAAUGCCCUCGGCUUCAGAGAAAAGUUUCCUGGCAUCACCAACAGCAUUCUCACUCUGGACUCGAACUUUCGCAUUCCAUUCUACAGAGAUUGGAUUCUGGCCAUGGGUGUUCGAUCUGUCUCAAAAGAAUCCAUCCGCAAUAUUUUGAGCCAGGGCGGCCCUAAGAACGAUGGUCAGGGUCGUGCUGUUACCAUUGUCAUUGGAGGCGCUCGCGAGUCUCUUGAGGCGCAGCCCGGUACUCUUCGUUUGAUCCUCAAAGGGCGCAAGGGCUUCGUCAAGAUGGCGCUUCGUAGCGGUGCUGACCUUGUUCCCGUGAUUGGCUUUGGCGAGAACGAUAUUUACGAUCAGCUCAGCCCGAAAACCCACCCUCUUGUGCACAAACUUCAAAUGUUUACCCUUAAAGUUUUCAAGUUCACUCUACCAGCCCUUCAUGGACGCGGCCUCCUUAACUACGAUGUCGGUCUCAUGCCUUAUCGUAGACCUGUCAACGUCGUUAUCGGCAAGCCUAUUAUAAUACAUUCAGCCCCCGGUCAUCAGCCCACAACUGACGAAAUCGAUCACUACCAUGAGCUAUAUGUUCAGGAGUUGGAAAGCCUCUGGGAAAUGUACAAAGACCACUUUGUUCCGGGACGUGUAAGCGAAAUGGAGAUUGUUAGCUAA